AUGAAGAGAGAGGGGAAGGAGGCGGCGGGGGCGGAAGCGGUAGCUCCUGACGGACGGACGACGGCGGCAACUCCUGACGGAUGGACGGCGGAUCGGCGGAGGAGUGGAGAGAAGGAGAGGAGAGGAUUUGAGAAUGAGAAAUGGGGGAGAAUGGGGGAAAAUCGCGUCUGUAUUGCGGGAGUACUCCACCUGGAGAGACUCCUGCCAGAGAAUCAUGCCACGACGAUUGACACAUUAGUGGCUAGAGACCGGGCUAGACAUGCUCGGAUUCUGCGAACAACCACUAGUGGACUCGUCAAUUUUCCACUCAACAGCUCGUUCGACCUCAAUAAUAUCGGCAUAUAUUAUACAAAAGUGAAAGUGGGAUCACCUCCCAGAGAAUAUAAUCUAUUGAUUGAUACCGGGAGUGAGAUCUCAUGGAUUGCAUGCAGUUCUUGUGACACUUGUCCUCGGACCAGUGAACUUGGGGUCAAGCUGAACUUUUAUGAUAGUGGCAACUCAACAACUGCCACUUCCAUUUCUUGUUCAACCCGUGGGUGCGAAUGUACUAGGACAAACCGAUGUGGUUUUACCCUGAGUUACAUGGACGGAAGUAGUACAAUAGGCUAUCUUGUGUCCGAUGUUUGGCAUCUGGACACAUUUUUAAGCACUUCGUCAACCUCUAGCUCUUCAGCACCAAUCAUUUUUGGGUGCAGUACCACUCAACUUGGUAGUCUGGUCCUGUCAGACAACGCAAUUGAUGGAAUUCUCGGGUUUGAUCGACGUAGUCUUUCAAUAAUAUCUCAGCUUUCUUCACGUGGAAUUUCUGGCAAAGUAUUCUCGCAUUGCUUGAAAGGAGAGAGCGACAAUGCAGGAGGAGGUAUUCUAGUUCUCGGUGAAAUUCAGAAUCCGAGCAUGGUCUAUACUCCGCUAGUUCCAUCAACGGAGCAUUACAAUGUGGAUUUGCAGAGCAUAGCUGUGAAUGGAAAACUUUUGCAUAUAGAUCCAGCAAUAUUUGCAACCUCAGAAGAUCGAGGAACUAUUUUUGAUUCUGGAACCACUCUGACUUAUCUUGUCGCAGAGGCCUACGACUCUGUUAUUAGUGCGAUAAAUGUUGCUAUUUCAUCUUCUGUCGAGUCAAUCAUGUCAGGAAUGACUCCAUGCUAUCUAAUAUCUUCCAGCUCCCCAAAUAAUGUAACAGAGAUCUUUCCUCGAGUUACACUAAAUUUUGCUGGUGGUGUAUCCAUGGAGUUAAGACCAACAGAUUACCUCAGUUUUACAGGCGCUUUUAAAAAUACUUCUCAGUGGUGCGUUCUCUUGAUAAAAAAAGCUCUGAGCCUGACAAUUUUGGGAGAUAUUGCUCUUAGAGAUAAGAGCAUUGUAUAUGAUUUGGCUCACCAGAGAAUUGGUUAG
Messenger RNA from Solanum tuberosum (potato), 1392 nucleotides. Its product is annotated as aspartic proteinase-like protein 2. Gene Ontology annotation, molecular function: aspartic-type endopeptidase activity. The coding region runs from base 1 to 1392 and encodes 463 amino acids. The transcript is spliced from 10 exons. The record is from RefSeq and is a predicted model, not a curated record. NCBI's taxonomy places the organism in Eukaryota, Viridiplantae, Streptophyta, Magnoliopsida, Solanales, Solanaceae. Gene Ontology annotation, biological process: proteolysis.